Mercenaria mercenaria is the source of this 3671-nucleotide messenger RNA. Its product is annotated as BTB/POZ domain-containing protein 6-like. Gene Ontology annotation, cellular component: cytosol. Gene Ontology annotation, biological process: neurogenesis. The transcript is spliced from 3 exons. The coding region runs from base 154 to 1485 and encodes 443 amino acids. NCBI's taxonomy places the organism in Eukaryota, Metazoa, Mollusca, Bivalvia, Venerida, Veneridae. The record is from RefSeq and is a predicted model, not a curated record. Gene Ontology annotation, molecular function: protein binding.
AUAUUACUGACUGUGCGGAGGUUGAAUCUUUUUGGUGUGUUAACUCAUAUAUAAACAAAGUGUCAGAGCGUCUUAGGCUCACACUCACACACACUUACACAAGUCUUUCGCAGUUAAUAUCUGGAUAAUUUAACCGGACCAGGUUGUGUUAAAAUGGAACAUGUAUUACGUCCUGAUGAAGAUUGGCAGUCAAGAAGAUCUGUUGUAGAAUGUAACAGACGUAUGUGGACAGAUCAACUGGCAUGUGAUGUAACGUUCAUCAUUGGCCACGGGGAGACAAGGAUGCAAGCUCAUAAAUAUGUUCUCGGCAGUAGAAGUUGUGUGUUUUAUGCGAUGUUUUUCGGUCCGUUGAGUGGGAAUACGGGAAUGGAGAUUACUAUCCCAGAUAUGACACCAGAGCAAUUCAGUGGUCUUUUGCAAUAUCUAUAUACAGAAGAGGUCAAAGUUGAUCUUGACAACGUUCUUCCACUUUUGUAUGCGGCAAAGAAAUACUGCGUACAGAGUUUAAUUGACAAAUGCCUAAACACCCUGAAGAGGAACAUGGUACCGGAAAAUGUUUGUACGGUCAUGGAGAAUGCCCACAUUUUUGGUAACAACGAACUGAAGACGAGAUGCUUUAAUCUGAUCAUUCAAGAAACAGAGCGGGUUUUCCAAGCAGAAGAUCUUGCUGAGUUGUGUAAUGAAUGCUUUAUUAGUAUAAUCAAAGAGGACAGUAUUCCAGUUUCAGAAGCUAUUGUAUUUGAAGCUGUACUGAAGUUUGCCAAGGGUAAAUGUGAAAGGAGCAUUUCAGAAGCCACACCAGACAAUAUGAAAGCAGCUGUUGCAAAUGUCAUGCCACAUGUAAGGUUUCCCCUUAUGGACAAAGAGUAUUUUACAAAUGUUGUCAUAUCAACUGGCCUCCUAACUGAACCACAAGAACUAAAGCUUUGUAGGUACUUCCUUAAUCCAAGACCAGAGAACGCUGGCGAUUUUAACACAAAAAAGAGAAAGUUUGUAUACACUGUGCAGAGAUUUAUGGAGCUAGGGUCAGGGUGGGGUUACAAGAGGGACAAAUGUGAUGCCGUUUCUUUCACAUGUUCUAAUGACAUAAUGGUAAAGGGCUUUCAGAUAUAUGGGUCAAACCAGGGGCCAGGCAAUUUAGAAAUUUCUGUGCAUUUGAAGCAAGAGCCAUACAGGGCUAAUGUAGCUAUAAAGCAUGCAAUUGUUGAAACUGACGGCAAGCAAAAAAUCUACAAUGUUUAUUUUGAUAAUCUUGUGGCUAUUAAGAAAAACAAAAAAUAUACAUUUACACUUGUGAUGAAGGGACCAACAACAUAUUAUGGAACAAGUGGACAGCAAAUUCUUAUAAGAGACAAUGUUCAGUUUAAGUUUGAGAAAUCUGACUUAAGCACAAAUAACACUACUCCAGAUCGAGGUCAAAUUCCGGGUAUUGUUUAUGAACUCAUGCCCCCACCUGCCGAGAAUGGUGAAAAUAUGGAAACAUAAACAUGAAUUUUCUAUGUAUAAUCAGACUUGACACCCCAGUUAAGUCAACGGCACAGCGCCUCAAAUAUCUUUGAGUUAAACCAAAAGAAGGCAAAAUCCUGGAUGCUUUAAAAAAUAUUAAUAAGUAAGAUCUGUGAAAAUUCUUUUUACCUUAAUUAUAAAAUAAAAGCAUACCGCAUUAACAUGGAAAGUGACAUUAUUAUUUAUUAAAUUGAAGUCAGAAAUACUGCAAAGGGCAAUAACUCUAACCCUAAAUGUUAAAAUAUCUAUAAAGUUCCAAUCCAGUAUCAGCAUUAGUUUUGGAGAUAGUAACUUGCAUGCAAAACAUUAACCAGAAGUUAUUAAGUUCAAAAGGGGACAUAAUUUUGCAAAAUAUACUUCAGAGUUAUGGGACUUGAUACUAUGACCUAGUUUUAUAAACCCGAAGAAACAUCUGAAGUUCCAAUUCAAUAUUUGCAUUAGUUUUUGAGAUAGUAAGUUACUAACUUGCAUGCAAAACUAACCAGGAUUUUCCAAGUCCAAAAAGGGGCAUAAUUUGGCCAAAAUAAAUGUCAAGAGUUAUGGGACUGGAUGCUAUCGCCUACUUUUAUAACCCUGAAGACACAUGUGAAGUUUCAAAUCAACUUGCAUGCAAAACUUUAACCAGGAUUUUCUAAGUCCAAAAGGGGGCAUAAUUUGGCUAAAAUGUAUGUCAGAGUUAUGGGACUUAUGGGACUUAACACAGUGAGGUUGGUAAUUGACCUAGAAAAAGAAAAAAAUAAGUUUCAAAGCUGUAUGCCUUUAAAUGAUAGUUAUAAAGACUCGCAAGUAAAACUUUAACAAAUGCCGAUGCCAUGGUGAGUAGAAUAGCUCGGACUGUACUUCAAAUAGUAGAGCUCAAAAGGAUGAACAGUUAAACUUAUAACAAGGGCUUAGUGCAAAACUAUUGCAACUGUAUAUGAAUAAAGAUCAAAAUACAAUACUUUUGUGCUCAGCCCUCGAUAAAUACUCUGGAAUCAAAGAAUUAUAUAUUUAUGAAUUCGUACUAAAGUAUGAACUUGCUGUUUGAGCUUUGUGCAAAUUAUGGGUACAUGUAAAUUUUUAUACCUAUAGAAAGGAGAAUUAAAGGUCACAGAGAUUGUAAUGAAAGGUCAGGGAUAAUACAAUAAAAGGAGGGAGAACAAAAACUUGUACAUAAUAAUCAUACGUUAAGACAGAGGGAAUCUGGGAGUUUUAGUUAAAGGGAGUGAUAGCUUUUAAAUGGAAUGCAAACAUUUGAAGGGAAGACUCGGAGAACAGAAGGGUAUAAUGUGGACUGGGGGAGAAAAUAAUACAGAGAAUGUUAUAAAUAAUGAAACAAAGAGUUACCAUUGAAGAAGGGUUAUUUUAAAUAGUGUAAAUAUGUUUAAGAUGGAUGUGAGGGAGUUAAACACUAGAAAGUAGAAGGUUGUGUGUUUUUGUUGGUGGCGAGUGGGAGGUGGUGGGGCUAAUAGAAAGACUGAGAAUGACAACUGAAAAAACAAGUGGUGAUUGGGUAGACUAGUGAAAAUAUGGGGAAAAGGUUAUAUAAUGAAGGGAAGUAAAAAUGAAAUUGAAGUACAUGUAUGUGUGAAUGGGUAAAAUAAGGAUGAUUAAUGAAUGUGAUAGAAGGGAAAAGAGAAAUAGCAUUUGAUAUACAUACCGGUAGACCCCAUGGAAAGGGAGGGGGUAGGAGUGUAGGGAUGUAAAAAUGUUUUAAGAAGGGUAGUUGGGUGUAAUGGGGAUAUGAAAGUAGGUAAAAAGGUAAAGAAUGGAUUGAUUAAGGAUUUUAUAAGUACAAAUGCUGGAUAUCUGUGUCCUUUACAAGCGCAGGCCCGAGAAUCAGAAUUGAGAACUACAAAUAUACAUAUGAAUCCCUCUUUUAACUUUUUGAGUAACUGGUGACAAAAAUGUAAUUUUGGUAUUGAUGCUUAUGUUGUUAAAGCUUUGUUGCUUUACACUAAUACUGUGAAAUCAUUUACAUUUGGUGUGAAGGAGUGGGGGGGUAUUUUUACCUUUUAUUUUGUCUUCGGAAGUUGAAAUCCUCAGAAUUCAUAUGAAAACUUAUUUUGGCAAAAACACAAAAUUUUGUGCCCAUGAAAUUAAAUGAUUUCACUCUAGAUACCAUUUUUCUACUGGCAGCUGUGUAUUUAUUGAUAUAUCCUAGAACUGAAUAAAAAUUCACCUUA